UUUCCCACCAUUUUAAUAGAUAUUUUGGUUAUGCUUUUAAUUUGUACAUUCUUUUACUUACAUUUUUAUAAGUAGUUUUAUUCAAAUAAUUAUAUAAAUUAUAAAGAUGACCCAGUACCGUAGAAUAUCGGUUAACACAUCGUUGAAAAAUGCAUUUAUUUUUGAUGAGGAAUUAGAUAGUUUAGAAAAUGUUAAUAAUUCAUCAUUUGAUUGCCAGAAAAUUAAGGAUGUUCACAUUUCUUUAGAAGAGUCUCCUUUACAAAUAAACAAAGCACAAGAGGUAAACAAUGGAUUGGACUCUAAACAAAAUAUCCUAGUUAAACAAGAACCUUAUUCACCUGCACCACUUUCCAUUAUAAAUGAAGAACUUUGUCCCAAAAGAAUAAUUAAAAGCGAAUCUUUGUCUUCUCCUGUUAAGAAUGAAUAUGAUACAAAAAUAACUUCUAUUAAAAUAGAAUUGUCACCUAUCAAAACUGAAGAGGAUAUCGUUGAUAAACAGCAGAGUCUAAUCUCUUUGGGCACAAGUGUCAUUGAUUAUUCAGAAGAAAUAAUUCCCUCUGAAAAACACCUUAAAAUAGAAAACAAGGGACCAGAUUUAAGAAGUCGACUUAAUGCCAUAAGAAAUAGCAAUAAGGACAAGGUAGAUGAUAAAAUAUUAUCAAGAUAUGUUCAACAAGAAGAACCACAGCAAAAUGAUGGAAUUAUUACAAGAGCUAAGAAAAGAACAGUUUCUGAUCAUUCUGAUGGGUCAAGUUUUACUUCAGAACGCAGUAAAGGUCAACAAAAACGUUCAAAAAUAGAAAGGGAACAUGAUCCUAUAGUGUUAAAGAGAAGGCAGAAGCAAAUCGACUUUGGAAAGAACACUUUGGGUUAUGACAAUUAUACAAAAACUGUGCCAAAGUAUAAGAGAAAAAAGGAAGAUCCAGUCACUCCAGAUAAGACCAUAAAAUAUUCCAGAAGAGGAUGGGAUGGACUAAUAAAGAAAUGGAGAUUACAACUGCAUAAGUUUGAUCCUGACUAAGAAACAUUUUUCUUUUUUUUUUUAAUUGACUGACAAUGGAUGUAUAUUAAUAUUAUUUGUUUUUAAGGCUACAAAAACUAAACUAAAUGUUUAGUUUUUUUAUUUUAGUAUUACAAGAAUGUUUAUGAAGAUAAGGUUUGCUAAAAUUUUUUUUUUAAGUCAAAAAGUUUUUUAAUUGUAAAUAAGUCUAGCAAAUAA
Messenger RNA from Agrilus planipennis (emerald ash borer), 1219 nucleotides. RefSeq lists its product as uncharacterized. Gene Ontology annotation, biological process: mRNA transport; mRNA 3'-end processing by stem-loop binding and cleavage. NCBI's taxonomy places the organism in Eukaryota, Metazoa, Arthropoda, Insecta, Coleoptera, Buprestidae. The transcript is spliced from 2 exons. The coding region runs from base 107 to 1021 and encodes 304 amino acids. Gene Ontology annotation, cellular component: cytoplasm; histone pre-mRNA 3'end processing complex. Gene Ontology annotation, molecular function: histone pre-mRNA stem-loop binding; mRNA binding. The record is from RefSeq and is a predicted model, not a curated record.